Molecule: messenger RNA, 1937 nt
Organism: Spinacia oleracea (spinach)
Lineage: Eukaryota; Viridiplantae; Streptophyta; Magnoliopsida; Caryophyllales; Amaranthaceae
Product: zinc finger BED domain-containing protein RICESLEEPER 2-like
Exons: 3
Coding region: 133-1716 (527 amino acids)
Molecular function (GO): DNA binding; protein dimerization activity
Source: RefSeq, a predicted model, not a curated record
CCACUUGACUCUGGGUUUGUUAGUGCUAUACAUAAUGGUAAGCUUGAUAUGCUUAUCAUGAGAGAAGGGGUUGCAAAUUGGAUUGUCAUGCAUGAGAAACCCUUUUCUGUUGUGGAAUAAGUAGGGUUUAAUAUGAUGUUAAAGAGGGGAAUACCACAGUGGACUAGUGUUUCACGUCAAACUAUAAAAACUGAUGCAUUUAAAGUAUAUGAGGUUGAAAAAAAGAAGUUGAAAGACACUUUGAAGAAGGUUGAUAGGAUCUCUUUAACCACUGAUCUAUGGCGUGCAAGACCGCAAAAGAUUGAGUACAUGGUUCUUACUGGUCAUUUUGUUGAUCGGGAUUGGAAACUACAAAAGCGAGUCUUGAGUUUUGUACACAUACCUCCUCCUAGAAAAGGAAAAGACAUAGCAAAUUGCAUAUUUAGGUGCUUAAAGGAGUGGGAAAUUGAAAACAAAGUCUUCACGGUAUCAGUUGAUAAUGCCAGUGCAAAUGAUUCAUGCAUACAAAUUAUGAAGGAUACGUUCUCACUAACUAAGAGGUUAGUAUGUGGUGGAAAAUUGUUCCAUGUUCGGUGUUGUGCGCAUAUUAUUAAUAUUAUGGUCCAGCAUGGUCUAAAGCAAGUCAAAACCAUCAUUAAGAAUGUCCAUGAUUCCGUGGAAUACCUCAAUGGGAGUAAGGCAAGAUUGAAAAAGUUCGCUGAGCUUGUCCAACAAUUCAAUCUCAAGGAAAGGAGAUUAGUUCUUGAGUGCAAGACUCGAUGGAAUUCAACUUAUGAUAUGUUAGCUUGUGCAAUCAAGUUCAAGGAGGUAUUUUCUAGACUUGCUUUAGAGGAUAACGAUUAUGUUUAUUGUCCUAGUGCUGAUGAUUGGAUUAAAAUUGAGAAAUUGAUAAAGAUCUUAAAGGUUUUUUAUUGUACUACCAACAUUAUCUCAGGCUCUGAAUAUCCAACUUCUAAUUUGUUUCUCUCGGAGGUCUACUACAUUAAGAAAAUGUUGGAUAGUAAUGCUGAUUCCCCUGAUGUUUUUGUUAAAGAUAUGGUUAAAAACAUGAAAGAAAGGUUUGAUAAGUAUUGGGGUGAAUGUAAUUUGAUCAUGGCUUUAGGUGGGUUGUUAGAUCCUCGUGUUAAGAUGAAGGUUGUUGAAAUUACUUUUCCUACCAUGUUUGCUUCAGAUAAAGUUAGGGAGAAUAUAAAUAAAGUUAAAGAUACUCUGAUUGAAUUGUAUGAUGAGUAUCUCAAUAUUUAUCCUCCUUUAGUGGAGGAAUUUGGUGAAUGUGGAAAUGGAACGUCAAAUGUUGAAGAAGAUGACCUUUAUGCGAUGUCUAGAAUUAUACAAGUUGUGAGAAUUGGGGAAACAUCUCAACCUAAGAAAUCAGAAGUGGAGUUGUAUUUUGAGGAAGAAACCUUUGUUGUUGAAGGAAAUAGCCCAAAUAAGUUUGAUGUUUUACAAUGGUGGAAAGAAAGGUCUUCAAAAUAUCGCAUUUUGUCUAAAUUGGCUGCCGAUAUCUUAGCUGUUCCUAUUACAACUGUUGCUUCCGAGGCUACUUUUAGUGCUGGAAGUCGUGUUAUUGAUUCUUAUCGAGCAUCAUUACUUCCCGAGACCGUGCAAAUGUUGAUUUGCGUAGGAGAUUGGUGUAGGUCCCGUUAUGGAGUGCAAAGAAAGAACAAAAGUAUUGAAGAGGAUGAACCAAAGGAAAUCAUUCUUCCUAUUCCUUAGGUUACUUUUCCCUCACUCCUUUUCGUUAAUCUUUAUAUUACUUAAUUUUUAUAAUGACUAUAUGUUGACUUUUUUGUGUAGGUUUUUCGGAAAAAAACAUGAAAAUAAGAGCAAGAAGGCGUUUGUUUUAAUUUUAUGGAACCUUUGAUGUUGUAUUGAUGAAUCAUGUAUAAUUUUAUUAAUUUUACAUUUGAAUUUGAGACCAAAUUUUAUUGUUUGAA